This is a messenger RNA of Paramecium primaurelia, 641 nucleotides long. Lineage: Eukaryota; Ciliophora; Oligohymenophorea; Peniculida; Parameciidae. The record is from the annotation of a GenBank genome assembly.
AUGGAUCAACAAAUCAAAAAAGUAUUUCAUACAGCUUUGGUGUUAGUUCCUCCAAAGCAUUGUAUAGAUUAAAUAUAACUAUUAAGAAAACAACAUGAUAAAGCAUAUGAUAGAUGGAUGCCUCAUGUCAAUUUAUGUUUUCCAUUUGUAGAUCCUGCAUAAUUUGAAUAAGUAUUUUAAGUUCUUUAGAAUCAUUUAAGUAAGAAAUUAUAAUAUUUGUAAAUUAGAGGAUUUUCCAUCUUUUUAAGUUCGAUUAAGAGAAUUUAACCAUUUUCAACAUGGAAAAAAUUGUGUAAUGUGGUUAAAACCUGAAUCUGAAAAUGAUGGAAUCUAAAAGUUAUAUCAAGAAAUUUUAAAAGUCUAUCCUUAAUUGGAUGAUUUAAAUAAAAAAUCAGAGCAUGGAUUUCAACCUCAUAUAACUGUUGGAUAAUUCGGAAUAAAUUAGAUUGAAUAAAGAAAGAAAGCAUUCCAACCAUAAUUUCAUGAAGUUCAAUUUUAAUGUUAAGAGAUACAUAUGAUUAGCAGAAAUGGAUAAGAUGAUCCAUUUUCAAUAAUUCAUACUAUUAAGUAAGAAUAUGGUUUAAUUAUUUAGAUUUAAGACUGAUAACCCAUAAGCUUAUGAAUAUCCAGGUUAAAAAUGA